AUGGCUUCUCAUCUAAAAGAAAAGGGAAGAGCAGAGAUCAAAAGACACAAAUCAGCAAAAUAUCCUGACAUGGAGAAGGUUGGUUAUGAGUGGUUUCUCCAGCAUCAAGAACGUGUGAAUAUCACAGGAGAAUUAAUUUUGCAGAAGACAAGAGAUACAAUGAAACUCGUGUACCCUUAUGAUGAUUCAGAUUUUAACUUCUCUAUAGGAUGGCUUGGGAAAUUCAAGCACCGACAUGGCAUAAAGUCAUUUCGUCGUUUUGGCGAGAGUGGGUCUGUUGAUGUACAAGACAUGGAGCAGAAAUUGGUAUAUGAUUCGGGAGAAAAUUGA
Molecule: messenger RNA, 330 nt
Organism: Vicia faba (fava bean)
Lineage: Eukaryota; Viridiplantae; Streptophyta; Magnoliopsida; Fabales; Fabaceae
Source: the annotation of a GenBank genome assembly